This is a messenger RNA of Glycine soja, 3153 nucleotides long. Its product is annotated as histone-lysine N-methyltransferase CLF-like. Gene Ontology annotation, cellular component: PcG protein complex. Gene Ontology annotation, molecular function: histone methyltransferase activity; protein binding. NCBI's taxonomy places the organism in Eukaryota, Viridiplantae, Streptophyta, Magnoliopsida, Fabales, Fabaceae. The record is from RefSeq and is a predicted model, not a curated record. Gene Ontology annotation, biological process: chromatin remodeling. The coding region runs from base 302 to 2887 and encodes 861 amino acids. The transcript is spliced from 18 exons.
UCCAGUCACUUCCCCCAACAACCAAAAUACCGAAAAAUAAAAAAUGAGAAGAAAAGAUUAAUAAUAAGAAAAGGUGUCGUCAAAAGCGGCGGAAAAAAAUUGAAAGCGUUUUUCCCUAAUUUUGUUUUUUAAGGAUUUUGAGACGUGACUUAGGGUUUCAACUUUCAACUCGCCCCGCCAAAUCCACUCCCCAAACUCAAAGCCCUUCUCCAUCGUCAAUUCCACCUGCAUGAUUCGGAUCUCGAUCCGAUUUUCAUUUUCGAUUCGGCUCCGAUAAGCUCCGCCACCAUUGCCGCCGUCAAUGGCGUCGAAGCCUCCGCCUUCGCCCUCGCCCUCUUCUUCCAGAUCAGAGCCUCUCGUUGAUCUCUCCUCAAAUAAAGUGGAGGAUUCAAGUCCCGCUGGUAAAGAUGUGUUACUGGUUAUUGAUUCUUUGAAGAAACAAGUUGCUGCAGAACGGGUUGUUUCUGUAAAGAAAAGAAUAGAGGAAAACAGACAGAAGCUGGUUGGUGUCACUAACCAUGUCUGCACAAUGUCAAUGGAGAGAAGGAACUUCAGCAUUACUGAUACGAAUAGAAGUCUGGACCUACUUACAAAGAGGCAAAAAGAUGCAAUUGAUAUGCACAACGGUGUUCAUGCGAGUAAUGGUGAUGUGGAGAGCAAUGGCUAUCAUGACGAUAGCCAUGGUUCCACAGCAGUUCUUCUAGGGUCUAAUGUUGCUGUAAAGAAUGCUGUUCGUCCUAUCAAGUUACCUGAAGUAAAAAAAUUGCCUCCUUACACUACAUGGAUUUUUUUGGACAGAAAUCAAAGAAUGACCGAGGAUCAGUCAGUUGUAGGCCGGAGACGAAUUUAUUAUGAUCAGAAUGGUGGAGAAGCACUUAUUUGCAGUGACAGUGAAGAGGAAACUAUGGACGAUGAAGAGGAGAAAAGACAAUUUAUAGAAUCAGAAGAUUAUAUACUUCGCAUGACUGUCAAAGAGUUUGGUUUAACUGACAUUGUUCUGGAGUCGUUGGCUCAGUGUUUUUCUAGAAACACUAGUGAAAUUAAGGCAAAGUAUGAAACUCUCAGUAUUCAAGACAAUGCUGGUGGCUGUUCCAAGGCUGGGGAUUCUGAAGAGAAUUCUCAAAGUGGCAAUUCUUUUCUGGAAAAGGAUCUUGAAGCAGCUCUUGACUCUUUUGACAACCUCUUUUGUCGACGAUGCCUUGUUUUUGAUUGUAGAUUACAUGGAUGUUCACAAGAUCUUGUCUUCCCUGCUGAGAAGCAACCUACAUGGAACCCUCCUGAUACUGAAAAUGCAUCCUGUGGGCCAAAUUGUUUCCGAUCGGUACUUAAGUCGGAAAGAUUUGCCAAAACAUCCUCUGCCCAGGCUGAUGAACAGAAGUCCUCUGGUGGUGCUUUAUCUAGGAAAAAAUCUUCUGCUAAGAGGCGGAUAAAAUGUAGCCAAAGUGAAAGUGCUUCAUCUAAUGCAAAAAACAUAUCAGAGAGUAGUGACUCAGAGAAUGGUCCUGGACAAGAUGCUGUCUCAGCCUCACACUCAGCACCUCCUAAAACUAAACCUGUGGGGAAAGGUGGAAUUGGUAAAAGGAACAGUAAGCGAGUGGCAGAACGAGUCCUAGUAUGCAUGCAGAAGCGGCAGAAGAAAACAAUGGUUUCUGAUUCUGAUUCCAUUAGUGAAGCUCUUGACCGUUCAUCGAAUGAUAUGGUCACUGACCCACAUGCCAUGAGCAGUGAAGACAACACGAGGAAAGAAGAGUUUGUAGAUGACAAUGUUUGUAAACCAGAAAUCACUGAUAAUAAAUCUUGGAAAGCUCUUGAAAAGGGACUUUUAGAGAAAGGAAUGGAGAUUUUUGGUAGAAACAGUUGCUUAAUAGCUAGAAAUCUCUUAAAUGGCCUAAAGACGUGUUGGGAUGUUUUCCAAUACAUAAAUUGUGAAGAUGGAAAGAUGUCUGGUCCUCCUGGGGAUGUUGCAAAUUCCCUCAUGGACGGCUAUUCCAAGGGUAAUAAUGAAGUGAGACGAAGGUCUAGAUUCUUACGUAGAAGAGGAAGAGUCCGUCGAUUGAAGUACACCUGGAAAUCUGCUGCUUAUCAUUCAAUUAGGAAAAGGAUUACAGAGAGAAAGGAUCAACCCUGCCGACAGUAUAAUCCAUGUGGUUGCCAAACGGCUUGUGGAAAGCAGUGUCCUUGUCUUCAAAAUGGAACCUGCUGUGAGAAGUACUGUGGAUGCCCCAAGAGCUGCAAGAAUCGAUUUCGUGGCUGUCAUUGUGCUAAGAGUCAAUGCAGAAGCCGUCAAUGUCCAUGUUUUGCUGCAGAUAGGGAAUGUGAUCCAGAUGUUUGUAGGAAUUGUUGGGUCAGUUGUGGCGAUGGUACACUUGGGAUUCCUAGCCAAAGAGGGGACAAUUAUGAAUGUAGAAACAUGAAGCUUCUUCUCAAACAACAGCAAAGGGUUCUUCUUGGAAGGUCUGAUGUAUCCGGCUGGGGAGCCUUCUUAAAGAAUAGUGUUGGUAAGCAUGAAUACCUUGGAGAGUAUACUGGAGAGUUGAUUUCUCAUCGGGAAGCAGAUAAGCGAGGAAAGAUAUAUGACCGUGAAAAUUCAUCUUUUCUCUUUAAUUUGAAUGAUCAGUUUGUUCUUGAUGCUUACCGAAAGGGUGAUAAAUUGAAGUUUGCGAACCAUUCUCCUGACCCAAAUUGUUAUGCAAAGGUUAUUAUGGUUGCUGGAGAUCAUAGGGUAGGCAUUUUUGCCAAGGAACGGAUUUGUGCCGGGGAGGAGCUGUUCUAUGAUUAUCGUUAUGAGCCAGAUAGGGCUCCUGCGUGGGCUCGGAAGCCAGAGGCAUCUGGAUCAAAAAAAGAGGAUGGGGCUCCUUCAAGUGGUCGUGCAAAGAAGCUUGCUUAAUGGGUGUUUGUUCUUCAAAAAUCAAUUCUUUUAAGUUAUUCUUUAACACGUAGGGGAAGCAAUCUCAUUGGUAGCGGAAAGAAGUAUUGUUUUAAGUUUUUUGUUCGUAGCAAGGCCGUGCAAUUGUUGCUGCAUAGGUAACUAACUACAUUUAAACAAUUCAUUUUAAUAUUAAUCGACUGUAUAUUCACCAUUCCAAACGGAAAAUACAAGCUUAAUCAAAAUUCCAUGCAAUUCUUUCCCGGAGGGAAAUGGGCAAAUGCAAA